AUGCCACACGCAGUACAUUCAUCUUCGGCUCCGUCGAUAAAACCUGUCUUUCCUCUUGCUGUAAAGUUAGGAGUUGGAGGAGUUCUUGGUGUGGUAACUGUUGCUUCAUAUUUGAAUAGAAAUGCCAUUAAUGCUUUGAUUGACAACAACAUGUCCAGAUCGAAGGACCUCCUUGAAAGCAGAAGAAUUAGAAUAUAUGAAGAAGAGGAAAGAAUUAAACAAAGAAAAUUGGAAUGGCAAUUGCUCUCAUUUGCUUCGUAUGGAAGUUGGACGAAAACCAGAUCUCAAGUUAAAUUCUUGCAGGAUAAACUUGACCGCAAAGAUAGAAAUACAUGGCAAGAUUUACUUCAAGAGUUGGAAGAAAACAACAACAAGUCUUCGUAA
Molecule: messenger RNA, 384 nt
Organism: Naegleria fowleri
Lineage: Eukaryota; Heterolobosea; Eutetramitea; Acrasida; Naegleriidae
Exons: 1
Coding region: 1-384 (127 amino acids)
Source: RefSeq, a predicted model, not a curated record